Pseudomassariella vexata is the source of this 1152-nucleotide messenger RNA. RefSeq lists its product as uncharacterized. NCBI's taxonomy places the organism in Eukaryota, Fungi, Ascomycota, Sordariomycetes, Amphisphaeriales, Pseudomassariaceae. The record is from RefSeq and is a predicted model, not a curated record. The coding region runs from base 1 to 984 and encodes 327 amino acids. The transcript has 6 exons.
AUGCCCAAACCAAGUUGGCUUCAAGACCUCGAGCGGGAUGGCUUUGUUGUUGUGCCGCAGGUUGUCCUGAAAGACGUGUGCGAUGACUUUGUCGAAUCUGGAUGGGCAUGGCUAGAAAGCUUCCCCCACGGAUUCCAGAGAGAUGCUAGAUCGACCUGGAAUGAAAAUUGUCUCCCUUUCGGCCAAAAGGGUGGUCUGUACAACCGAUGCUCAGUCAACCACGAAGCUUUCGUGUGGAAAAUUCGAACGUACCCUGGAAUAAUCAAAGUUUUCGAACAGAUAUGGGACACAGAAGACCUAGUUGUCUCCCUCGACGGAGUCAACAUUACUCUACCCAUCAGCAAAGAAUCUGGGAGGACUGAUAUCGAGCCAACAGAGCCCUGGCCUGAUAUUGACCAGGAUCCUCGUAAAGCCGAUCGAUUCGAGCUUUACCAGGGCAUCGCUAACUUCUCACCGUGCGGCCCACAAGACGGCGGUCUCUGCGUUCUCAAAGGAUCUCACUUGCUACACACUCGGAACUUUGAACAAAUUGGUGGGUUCAGGGAGAAGCAAGAUCUUGGUGUCGGCAAGAAUGGGUAUGACUUCACCAAUGAAGAUGCAGAUUGGUACAAGUCGCAGGGCUGCGAAGAGAUUAAAGUCUGCGCAAACGCAGGCGACUUGAUCGUAUGGGAUUCUCGUACUAUCCACUGGAAUGCGAGCCCGGCUGGAGAUCAAACUCGAUUUGUCAGCUACGUUUGUUAUGCACCGCGGUCUUUCCUGUCCGAGGCAGGUCUUGCGCGGAAGUUCGAAAUAUUUCAAAGUCGCAAGGGGACGACGCAUUGGCCACAUGAGAACGUGGUGCCCGCGGACCGACCUAACUACUUUAAUGCUAUUCCUCGCCGGCCUGAUGGUUCGGUCGACCCGGCGAAUAGAACGAGGCCUUUCCAGGAGCCGGAGGAGACUGCCUUGGUGAUGAGGUUGGUAGGGGCGCGGGGGCUAGUGUAGGGGUUAUGCUCAUCGGUGGUAGAGGGGCUGCCCAUCAAUAGCAGUACACGAUUAAAACAGCUGAGACGAUACGAAGACUCUUGACACACCAUAGGAUGUUACAUAAUAUACAAUAGCAUAUAAUUGUCUAGGUUUCACACGAUUGGACUAUAUAUAACUUCAAUAGCC